AACAAAAAAGAAAGAAUAAUAAUCAAAAUCUGGAAAAGAAAAAAAAAAUCCCUCCUUUGCACAACACAAACACACGAAUUUCUUUCUCUCCACUCGAAUGGAACCGAAUGAAAGUGGACUGAGCUCUUACUAUCACCACCACCACCAGCCACCGCACCCCCACCCCCAACCCCAGCAGAGCCCCGCCGCCACCGCCUCCGCGGCUGCCGUCACCGCUUCGCCCACUAAUGGAAUUCUACCCAACACCGAUAGGCCGCCUCAGAUGCUGUACCCUCACUCGGUGCCCUCGGCGGUCACGCCUCCGUUAGAGACCGUGCGGAGGAAGAGAGGGAGGCCCAGGAAGUACGGAACUCCCGAGCAAGCGGCCGCCGCCAAGAGGGCUUCGGCUUCCGCGUCGAUUUCGCAGUCCAAGAAGAGGGACCAGUCUUUGGGGGGCGUUGCUCUUGGUGGGGGUGCUUCCGCCCCCUCCUCGUCUUCUUCCAAGAAGAACCAAUUGGCUGCUCUUGGUAAUGCUGGGCAUGGUUUUGCGCCGCAUAUUAUUUCUAUAGCUGCAGGAGAAGAUGUGUACCAGAGGAUUAUGUUAUUCAUGCAACAAAGCAAGCGUGAAAUAUGUAUUCUGUCAGCAUCUGGCUCCAUUACUAAUCCAUCUCUACGCCAGCCAGCAACAUCUGGAGGCAACAUUACAUAUGAGGGACGAUUUGACAUCAUAUCACUGUCUGGAUCUUACAUCCGUACUGAGCUUGGAGGAAGAACUGGCGGCCUCAGUGUAUGUCUCUCAGAUGCUAAUGGCCAAAUAAUUGGAGGGGGGAUUGGUGGACCAUUAAGAGCUGCGGGCCCAGUACAGGUAAUUGUUGGUACGUUUCUGAUGGAUACCAAGAAGGAUACAAUUGGUGGCUCAACAAAAGGUGACGCUUCUACCUCUAAGUUCCCAUCACCGGUCUUCCAUUCUGGAGUUGAUUCUUCUGGAAGAGUCCCAAUCAGUGGCGGCGAGGAUCAUCAAAACAUGAGCGGAAGUCAAUUCGUGAUUCAACCUCGUGCCGUGCAGGCAGCAUCCCCACCAGCAUCUGAUUGGAGGAGCAGAGCGGAUGCCAGAACUCAUGCCAGUUUUGACUUGACAGGGAUGGCAGGUCAUGGGGCUCACCACUCUCCAGAAAAUGGAUCCUAUGAACAGCAGUUUCAAGAUUAGGGAUAAGUGGCUUGUGGGUUGAUGAAAAUGCUGCUGCUGCUGCUGUAAGGAGAAGAGUUCUCUUAUUAAUUUGCUAGUGGUAAUUAGGGAAGUCAGUGUCAGUGCUUUGGUGAGAGAGAGAAGAGAGAGAGAGAGAGAGCUAUGAAAACUCUGCAUUAUAUUAUUGUCUCUACUAAAAUUAUAUUUGAAUUAAUAGCUAGCUGCUGUAUAGGAGAUGGUUUAUCUCAUCUUAUCUUCUAUCUUAAUAUCUAGGAUCUAGCUAGCUAGCGGUUUUUUCUCUGCUUCUGUUUUAGUGUGGGAUCAUCACUAAUUAAUAUUAGGUUGGCUUUAAUUAGCUGCUAUUAUUAUCUGGAUCU
Molecule: messenger RNA, 1542 nt
Organism: Diospyros lotus (date-plum)
Lineage: Eukaryota; Viridiplantae; Streptophyta; Magnoliopsida; Ericales; Ebenaceae
Product: AT-hook motif nuclear-localized protein 14
Exons: 6
Coding region: 98-1186 (362 amino acids)
Molecular function (GO): minor groove of adenine-thymine-rich DNA binding
Source: RefSeq, a predicted model, not a curated record